ACCUAGCUUAGCUCGCCGAAGGAUGCUUGACGGGAGUCGCUUCAGCACAUAGCAUUUGCAUCCGAGGCAACACUUUGCUCACCGUGUUCGUCUUGAGGAUCCCUUGUUACUGACUUCCCUUUCCCCUACAAUAUUCCUCUCGAUGACGAUGACGGCGGCCCACAUCGCUCUUUGCAUUGUGGGGCUCGCUAUCCUCACUUGUGUCUCCGGUACCCCAGCGGCACUUCUGUGGACCAUCAUAUCAUCCCCAAACCACCGUCCCGCUCUGCGGGGUUACCUCAUUUUUGCUAUUUUAUUCAUGCUACUGCAUGUGGUACAAAUUGUUAGUGGGGAGCUUCUCAUAACCAAACAUCUCUGGACCUACAAUUCGGUCAACGAAAUGGCUGCAACGACACUCCGAAGUUGCACUCUGUUAGCCUCUGCUCCAACAAUCAGCGGAUUUCACUUAUUCCUAAGCUUCAGAGCCUUACGGUCAAUCUGUACAUGCUUCAGCUGCCGCCGAUUGACGCACCCAGUUGUCUUAUUUUGUUUGGUGGUCACAAUUUUUCUCUGUGCAGCUGAGUCCGCACUGUCUAUUUAUGGAGUAAUUUUAGCGGAGCAAGGGCCGUAAGUUCUUGCUGCUUUACUCAUCGUGACGACCUCAUACUACAGUUUCUGUUCCCCCCGUCAGUUCACACGAUCAACGACGAAACCGUAUAAUGGCGACGGCCAUGUUCACAGGCACCGUCUGCCUGCUCAUGAAUUUCGCCAUCACUUUCUUCCUUCUCUGGCAUGUAGAACAACGGCGAAUUCUUAGCAGAGGGCUGCGACAACCAUCUUCUGAUGAUAUGUUCAAGCAAACAUUAUUCAAAUGGAGGCAGCGUUGUAUUCUUGCUUUCCUCUUCGUUCUCCCUGUACAACUCCCAAGAGGAUUUCUCCUCCUCUUUUGGCCCAAUCCACUUGUCAUGGAUUUGAUGUCGGUUUUGUCCGGACCGG
This is a messenger RNA of Cantharellus anzutake, 975 nucleotides long. RefSeq lists its product as uncharacterized. The record is from RefSeq and is a predicted model, not a curated record. Lineage: Eukaryota; Fungi; Basidiomycota; Agaricomycetes; Cantharellales; Hydnaceae. The coding region runs from base 143 to 610 and encodes 155 amino acids. The transcript has 9 exons.